Molecule: messenger RNA, 1128 nt
Organism: Ostreococcus tauri
Lineage: Eukaryota; Viridiplantae; Chlorophyta; Mamiellophyceae; Mamiellales; Bathycoccaceae
Product: N2227-like
Exons: 1
Coding region: 1-1128 (375 amino acids)
Molecular function (GO): S-adenosylmethionine-dependent methyltransferase activity
Source: RefSeq, a predicted model, not a curated record
AUGGACGUCCCGACCACCCCGUUCGAGCUCGAGCGCGAGCACCGGGCGUUCUUGAAGAUCGUCCGAGCGGUGUGCGAGUACGACAAGGACGCGAGCGCGCUCUUGGAGCGAUGGCGGCGACGGUUGGGGGGGGCGACAGCGCACGAGACGAUCGGAAAAGCGCUCGAGCGAGUGGAGCGCGUGGGACCGAAGUGCGUGGCGAACAACGCGUCGUUUCUCAGUUCAGCGGUGUGGACGUUCGUCGAUAAUGAGCGCGCGCCGGAUCAUCUCCGGGUGCCUCGAGCGGAGGUGGAGAAGUGGGCGGCGGAUGACGAGUUUCGCGCGGCGCCGGAGGACGCGGAGAAAGUGCGAUACGUGUUGAAGAACGCGUGGAGGGAUUGGAGCGAGGAGGGAAAGUGCGAGCGCGAUCCGGUGUACGAUGAAAUAUUUGAAGCGCUCGAGGAGAGGUUGGGAGCGAUCGAUGCGAGCGUCGGGAGUCCCGACGGCGAGGCCCCGCGCGUGUUGGUUCCAGGGUGCGGACUGGGACGGUUGGUGUACGAGCUCGCGAAGCGCGGGUACGACGCGCAAGGAAACGAGUACAGUUAUUACAUGUUGUUGUUUUCGUCCUUCAUGCUGAACGCGACGUCGAGGAGGGAAGAGUUUGAGAUUCAUCCGUGGUUGCACGUUCGCAGUAACCACCGAGCGGCGGGCGACCAGUGGCGUGGCGCGCACAUCCCAGACGAAGUUCCGGGCGACGCUAAGCUUCCUCCCGGGGCGUGCAUGAGCAUGGCUGCAGGGGACUUCUCGGCGGUGUACAAUUGCGCGAACGAACGAGGGAUGUGGGACGCGGUGGUGACUUGCUUCUUCAUCGACACUGGACACAACGUCGUCGAGUACUUGGAGUGCAUCGCCAAUUGUCUGCGCUCGGGCGGAGUGUGGGUGAACUUCGGACCUCUGCUUUAUCACUGGGAAGAUUACGAGAGCGAGCAGAGCGUCGAGCUCUCUCUGGAGGAGGUGAUCGAAGCGGCGAAGACGUUCGGUUUAGACAUCGAACGCUCGGAGACAAAGAUGGUUGAUUACACGAGCGACCCACGAUCGAUGCAUAGAACGACGUAUUCGUGCGAAUUCAUCGUUGCCACGAAGCGGUGA